Messenger RNA from Haliotis rufescens (red abalone), 1631 nucleotides. RefSeq names its product arginine kinase-like. Gene Ontology annotation, biological process: phosphocreatine biosynthetic process. The coding region runs from base 146 to 1216 and encodes 356 amino acids. The transcript has 6 exons. Gene Ontology annotation, molecular function: creatine kinase activity. The record is from RefSeq and is a predicted model, not a curated record. Lineage: Eukaryota; Metazoa; Mollusca; Gastropoda; Lepetellida; Haliotidae.
AAACUUCAAUUCAGGACGUAUGUGGGUUCCCAAACCGCUGUGAACACAUAUAUAGACCUGUCCUGUUGGUUCACCCAACCAAUUCGUUUCAGGUGCAUUUUAUUAUUUCCGUAUCGUUAGGUUUAAACAAAUUUAACACAUCAUCAUGUCUGUUGAAGAACUCUGGAAUAAGCUGAAGACUGCCGUCGGGUGUAAAUCUCUGUUAAAAAAACACUUAACCGAAGAGAGGUAUAAGACUUUGAAGGGGAAGAAAACUGCAUUCGGGGGAACUUUAGCGGACUGUAUACGUUCUGGAUGCGAAAACCUCGACAGCGGUGUCGGCAUCUACGCCUCCGACCCCCAGGCAUACACUGUCUUCGCCGACGUCCUGGACGCUGUCAUCAAGGACUACCACAAGGUCGAUACACUUAAUCACCCUGAACCUGACUUUGGGGACAUAACAAAACUCGGCUUCUCUGACCUUGACCCUUCUGGUAACUUCAUCGUAUCCACCAGAGUGAGGGUGGGCAGGAGCCAUGACAGCUAUGGCUUCCCUCCAGUCAUCACCAAAGAGCAACGUCUGGCGAUGGAGGCGGCGACUGUGUCCGCACUGGAUAAGCUGAAGGGCGAGCUGGCCGGCACGUACUACCCCCUCACUGGCAUGACGAGGGAUACACAGAAGAAGCUGAUGGACGAUCACUUCCUCUUUAACGACAGCGACAGGUUUCUCCGUGACGCCGGUGGCUACAAAGACUGGCCCUCUGGCAGAGGCAUCUACUUCAACCAUGCCAAGAACUUCCUGGUGUGGGUGAACGAGGAGGACCAUCUGAGAUUCAUCUCCAUGCAAAUGGGAGGCAACCUUGGAGAAGUCUACAGCAGGCUGGUCAAGGCCAUCCGUGCAAUGGAGUCCAGCGGUCUGUCAUUCGCCAAGCGUAAGGGUCUGGGCUACCUGACGUUCUGUCCCUCCAACCUGGGCACCACGCUCCGUGCGUCCGUCCACAUCAAGAUCCCCAAACUUGCCUCCUCGGCGGAGUUCAAGGCCUUCUGUGAUCGCUACAAUAUUCAGGCUAGAGGUAUCCACGGUGAGCACACCGAGAGCGUUGGGGGUGUCUACGACAUCUCCAACAAACGUCGUCUUGGUCUGACGGAGUUCGAAGCCGUUCAGGAGAUGAGACGAGGCGUUGAGGCCUGCAUUGUGGAAGAGAAGAAACUGGGAGGGCGCAGGAAGUGGUGGUAACGCCCCUGGCGGAAGUCAAUUAGGUAGCAGACGACAGUCAAACAUGUGAGGCAGGCGACAUCAGGAAGGACCAAAACAUCUCCAUCCAUACUACAUCUUUGCAUUUAAAACCACCAGACAUUCAUAGCUGUCGUUGCGUAAAGCCUAACUAGAUCAAUCAUGACGUACUUUGACGAGUUGGUAACAGGCGAGCAUCAUUGCUUUUGCAUCAUGUCUGUAUAGUCGAUAUAUAGAAGCAUUUGAAAGACUAGUCGGAUAUCUGUGAUCUGAUUAGUCAGGAGAUUUGGACAAGACACUAUUUCAAAUGCUUCUGCAGACUAGUUUCGGGCGCUUUCACCCCAAUCCAUGGGGGCUGUGAUACGUGUGACAGAAAAAUAUAUUUUACGUAAUACAAAUAAAGUGUUAUUUUACGACA